Messenger RNA from Puntigrus tetrazona (Sumatra barb), 1803 nucleotides. Its product is annotated as plexin domain-containing protein 1-like. Lineage: Eukaryota; Metazoa; Chordata; Actinopteri; Cypriniformes; Cyprinidae. Bases 1 to 1803 code for a protein of 600 amino acids. The record is from RefSeq and is a predicted model, not a curated record. The transcript is spliced from 16 exons.
AUGGCUCCAAUAAGUGAGAUGUCUCUUGAAACCAAAGAGAGGAUUGUCAAACUUCUUGAAGAAGGUAACUCUUCACGCAUGGUUGCCAAAGAUGUGGGCUGUUCACAGUCAGCUGUAUGUAAGAUAUGGACCAAGUACAAACAGCAUGGGAAGGUUCUUAAAGCCAAGCGUACUGAAGACUCCCGAAGGUGCAUGAUUGAGGCAGUACUUUCUUUCCUGCAAGAAGAGUUGGAGCAUAGGCUGUCACCCUUCACCUUGAAGGUGUAUGUGGAAUUGCAGGGUCCUGAGGGGUGCCAGAAGAGAGGUCCCUUUGGGCCGCUGGAGUCAGUUGAGCUUAAGUUCCUGUCUGCCAAGGCAGCGCUCCUGACUGUGCUCACUUCCAUGAAGAGGGUUCACGGACCUCCAAGCAUUUUUGGUAUAUAUCACGGGCAGUCAGUGAAGGCUAAUGGAGGUCCAUCAGACAACCAGAGAACAAAAAGAGACCAGGAAGAUUUCAGCAGACGUACUCAGAACAGAACUGGACAAGAGUCAGCCAACAGGCUAUCCAUUGACAUAUUCCCUGACAAUUUGACAGGAGUGGCGCAGGACUCCCAGAGGUACUACUCCUGGCGCAGUUUUGGUCCAGGUGACAAACGGACACAGGAUCUUUGGGUGGAUCUUGAUUCAAUGCAUCAAGCACCUGAUCAAGGAGUGCACGCUAUUCUAUCCAACACACACAGACAAGCAUCGCGGGUGGCACUGACGUUUGACUUUCUUUUCUAUGGACAUCAAGUGAGACAAAUCACCAUAGCAACUGGAGGGUUUAUUUUCACUGGAGAGAUAACACACCGCAUGCUGACAGCGACGCAGUAUAUUGCUCCACUCAUGGCAAACUUUGACCCCAGUUUUUCUAAAAACUCCACUGUGAAGUAUCUGGACAAUGGUGACAUAUUUGUGGUGCAGUGGGACAAAGUGAGGCUGAAAGAUCGAGAGACUGAAGGAGCUUUCACUUUCCAGACUGUUCUCUGUCAUAACGGGACCAUUGUUUUCAGCUACAAAGAUGUUCCUUUGCCUGUAGAGAAAAUCAACUCCACUGAGCAUCCAGUGAAAGUGGGACUGUCUGAUGCUUUCAUGGGUCUUUUGUCUUCUCCACAAUAUCCAGAUGCUAAACGACGGACAAUUUAUGAAUACCAUCGGGUGGAGAUUGACACAACAAAGAUUGUCAAUACCUCAGCAUUUGAAUUCACCCCCUUACCAACCUGCCUCCAGCAUAAUACCUGUGAACAAUGUAUCCAGUCCAAUCUAACAUCAGGCUGUGGGUGGUGCAAUACUCUUCGAAGGUGUUCAAAUGGAAUUGACCGAUACAGGCAAGAAUGGCUGGACUACAGUUGCUCUGAGGAGGCAAAAGGCACAUGUGGCAAUUAUGCACAGAGAGGACCAGAUAGUUCAAUCAGCCCUUUUAAUUCAUCAUUGUCAGUGAUGACUCCUUCCUGCAACUCGACCUCCGUCAGUCCUGUGAACGAAGAUGACACUAAUCUUCUCUUUUAUCAACAUGGCAAUGGUGAGGAAGAAACACCAGAACACACAGCCAUCAUUGCAGGUGUAGUGACAGCUUUAGUUCUACUGGUGUUCUUGACCCUGUUGGCUGUCUACUACAUCAACACACAUCCAACUGUUGCUCCUCCUUUCUACCUCAUGCAGCGCCGGACCAAUAACUAUUGGCCCUCGAUGAAGUUUCGGAAUCAAGGAUGCCAUUCCAGCUAUGCUGAGGUUGAUCUUGGUGGUUACGAAAAAGAGGGGUUUAUAGAAGCAGAGCAGUGCUGA